Messenger RNA from Cryptomeria japonica (Japanese cedar), 402 nucleotides. RefSeq lists its product as uncharacterized. The transcript has 4 exons. The record is from RefSeq and is a predicted model, not a curated record. NCBI's taxonomy places the organism in Eukaryota, Viridiplantae, Streptophyta, Pinopsida, Cupressales, Cupressaceae. Bases 57 to 374 code for a protein of 105 amino acids.
CAGAUGGAUACUCAUAUCAUCUCCGCACGAUUUGUGGUUGUAGAUGUCAGGCUCACAUGGUUGAGGAUGUCGCGCUGACAGAUGAGUUGAUGGACAUGGUGUUUGCCCAUGAGCCACAGACACAGGAUGCAGCAGUGGUAUCCCAUACACCUCCCCCAGUUACCAUAGCUGCAACUUCGAUGCCUGAGGUGUUGACAGGGGAUGAAAUGUCUCAGAUUGAUGACAUCACGCUCUCAGUGAUCGAUUUUGGCCUACAAGGCUAUACGGGUACCCCCUCCGCGUCUAGGGCUUGUCCUAAGAAAAAGAAUUCCUCGAAGACGCCAAAACGUGUGAAGAAGGUAAUUGAACACAUUUUUAGCUGUACAAUUGUUUGAAAAUGUUGAAAUCAAGUAUUAGUUGGGG